CAUCCCCCAAUCCUCCCCGCCUGACACCUCGCCCGGCCGCCGUAACCUUCCGAUGGCCGCCGCCGCCAUCUCCGGCGUAUUAAUACCUCGCGCCGCCGUAUACCACCGCCUACCGCCGCCGCCGCAGCUCCUCGCGGUGUCCUCCACAUUCCGCCGGCUCUCCCUCACCGCCUCCGCUCGCCGGGCCCGGACUGGUCGCCUGGUCCCUCGCGCAGACGCCAGCGCAGAAGCGGGAGAGCCGGAGCCCGCUGCAGAGCCGGAGGCUGAGCCUGUUGCUGCCUCAGCUGACGCCGAGGAGGGUGAGGUUGAGGCUGAGGCGGAGGCGGAGGCGGCUGUCGCGGUGGCUGAGGAAGAGCAGGAGGAAGAUGAGCCCCCGCCGCCGAGCAGGCCUCCGGUUAAGUUCGGCGAGAUCAUCGGGAUUCUGAACAAACAGUUCAUUGAGGAGUCUGAAAAGGUGAAGACUUUACCAGACCUGAGGCCUGGUGACAUCAUCGAGCUUAGGAUGCAACGGCCCAACAAGAGGAGAUUGUCACUCUUUAAGGGAAUAAUCAUAGCAAAGCACAAAUCUGGUGUUCACACCACGAUUCGUGUCAGAAGGAUAAUUGCUGGUGUUGGAGUUGAAAUUACCUUCCCUAUAUAUUCACCCAGGAUCAAGGAAAUUAAAGUAAUCAGGCACAAGAAAGUGAGGAGAGCAAAGUUGUAUUAUUUGAAGCACAAGCUUCCCCGGUUUUCAACUUUCAAGUAAUAGUAGACAUGCUGGCAGAAGAGCUUCUCCCACUAGCAUUGUUAUUUAUCUUAGCAAACACUUUUUAUUUUCUUAUUCAAAUAUAUGCUUUUCACUGUAACACUAAAUUUCAAAUGUGUAAUAUCUACAGCUUUUUUUGGCACAUAUUUUGUCUUGCAGUGGAAAUAUACUUUCUUUGCAGUGUAUAAAGUUUCUACUACCACGUUGUUA
This is a messenger RNA of Oryza brachyantha (malo sina), 955 nucleotides long. Its product is annotated as 50S ribosomal protein L19-1, chloroplastic. The record is from RefSeq and is a predicted model, not a curated record. Gene Ontology annotation, cellular component: ribosome. The transcript has 4 exons. Gene Ontology annotation, biological process: translation. The coding region runs from base 53 to 745 and encodes 230 amino acids. Gene Ontology annotation, molecular function: structural constituent of ribosome. Lineage: Eukaryota; Viridiplantae; Streptophyta; Magnoliopsida; Poales; Poaceae.